AUGGAUACUAACGAAGAAGAACGCGAAAAAGGAAAGACUGUUGAAUGUGGGCGUGCUUAUUUUGAAACUGAAAAGAAGCAUUUUACAAUUUUGGAUGCACCCGGGCACAAGAGUUUUGUGCCAAACAUGAUCAGUGGAGCUACUCAAGCCGAUUUGGCUGUGCUUGUCAUCUCUGCGCGAAAGGGAGAAUUUGAGACGGGAUUUGAUCGUGGUGGUCAAACGAGAGAACAUGCUAUGUUGGUGAAGACCGCUGGUGUUCGCCAUCUUGUCAUUCUUGUCAACAAAAUGGAUGAUCCGACUGUCAAGUGGGACGAAGCUCGGUUUAACGAAAUUCAAAGUAAGCUCACUCCAUACCUUCGCAAAUGUGGUUUCAAUCCUAAAACUGAUAUGACAUACAUUCCCGUUUCUGGAUUGACAGGAGCAUUCAUCAAGGAUAGGCCAUCGUGUGACCAAGGAGGAUGGUAUAGCGGUCCAUGCUUUAUCGACUAUAUUGAUCAUAAUCUUGUUUCAAUGGCUCGCGACUAUAAUGGCCCAGUUCGAUGCAUUGUGGUCGAUAAAUUCUCCGACAUGGGAACCCUAAUCAUUGGUAAAAUGGAGUCAGGUGUGGUUAUCAAAGGGCAGAAUCUAGUAUGUAUGCCAAAUAAGCAACCUGUUCAAGUAAUCCAAAUUUGGUCAGACGAUGUUGAAAUGGAUCGAGUAGUGUCUGGAGAUAACGUGAAGUUCAAAUUGAAAGGAAUCGAAGAAAAUGAGAUUCAGUCUGGAUUCAUUAUCUGUUCACCAGACGCCCUCUGCAAAGUUGGACGUGUGUUUGAUGCAGAGGUAGUGUUUUCUCUUCUUCAUCUUUACUGUUAGUG
Strongylus vulgaris is the source of this 854-nucleotide messenger RNA. NCBI's taxonomy places the organism in Eukaryota, Metazoa, Nematoda, Chromadorea, Rhabditida, Strongylidae. The record is from the annotation of a GenBank genome assembly.